Molecule: messenger RNA, 8931 nt
Organism: Corythoichthys intestinalis (scribbled pipefish)
Lineage: Eukaryota; Metazoa; Chordata; Actinopteri; Syngnathiformes; Syngnathidae
Gene: bend5
Product: BEN domain containing 5
Exons: 6
Coding region: 199-1542 (447 amino acids)
Biological process (GO): negative regulation of DNA-templated transcription
Molecular function (GO): DNA binding
Source: RefSeq, a predicted model, not a curated record
UUGGCAUGACAUUUAUCAUGGAAACAUAUUUUGUCUGUUAGUUAUGCCUUGAUGCUGUGCCCCGCUGAUGUGCACAAGACAUAAGCAACCGAGCGCCGACAUGUGUCACAACCUUCCCUAUGUGUAUAUUUUUUAUACUUUGUGAACGGGGGGAAGCAAGUCAACCUUCAAAAGUACACGACCUAGGAAAAUAAAAUAAUGUAUGCUUUUGUUCGAUUCUUUGAAGACGAUAUGUGUUGCGCGUUGCCUGUUUCCAACAUCCAAGAUUUCAGCCCUGAACACGGAUCCGAUUUCGAUCAUCAAAAGGUGUAUGUGGUUCGCAGGGCUCGAGAGAAUGGCAGCUCAGGCCAGCCUUGCGAGGCUCACAUUCUUGCCCUUGCAGAUACUGUAGAGGACUUUGAGAACUUGAUAAUGCAAAAGAAGAUGAAAAUUCCCAAGAUGUCAAUCAAGAAUUCGGGAAAUUCAAUUGAGAACAGUUAUGGGGAGGAGAGGAUGCCUCUCAGGCAUAAAAAGGCCCUAUCUCAAGACCAUGGACGCCCCAUUUCAAACUCCUCCAAAAGUUUGGCAGCAGUUGUUGCUCGUCUAGAAAGAAAUGCCGCCAACUCCUGUAUGGAAGGUGAAGAGGAUCUAGAUGAGGAGCGACUUGCUGAGGAGGGAGAUGAUGCGGAUGACGAAGAUGAAGAUAUGGAAGCAGAACAACAGGAGCACCUUAAUUUCCAUCAACAGCAGCAACAUCUUGAAGUGGACACGGACGUGGCUGCUGCAGUGGUUCCUCGCGUCCUUUACGAGGAGCUGGUCGUCAGCUAUAGGCAACAGGAGGAGGAGAUGAGGAGGCUGCAGCAGGAACUGGAAAAGACCCGUCGGCAGCUCAUGCAGCAGACCAAGAAACUCAAGGAAUAUGGCAGCCUACUGACUGAAGUCAAAGAACUCAGGGACUUCAAUCGACGGCUGCAGGAUGUGCUUCUCAUGAGGCUAGGCAGUGAGCCUAUGCAUGACAAUGGCACUCAGACAAUCAAGGCUGAGGUGGUUGAACCCAUUGUGGAGACCCAGGAAACAUUCAAAGAAGAAGCCAAUACCAGUUCCAGCUACUCACCAUCUCCUAAGACAGUCUACCCAUGCAGCGAUGGCAAGGUACACCUUGGUGGUGGGAUCUGGGUGGAGGAGGAGAAGUGGCACCAGUUGCAGCGCACCCAGGGAGACUCCAAGUUCACAAAGAACUUGGCUGUCAUGAUCUGGGGUACAGAAACCCUCAAAAACCGUAGCGUGACUGGAGUAGCUACCAAAAAGAAAAAGGACGCCCUUCCCAAACCUCCACUCUCACCCAGCAAGUUAAAAAUUGUCAGAGAGUGUCUGUACGACCGUGUGUCCCAGGAAACAGCUGACAGUGCAGAGAUAACACAAAGAUUGUCCAAAGUGAACAAAUACAUUUGUGAGAAGAUCAUGGAUAUCAACAAGUCCAUUAAGAAUGAGGAGCGGCGGGAGUCCAAGCUGCUCAUCAGACAAACAGUCAAGAUGGAAAACUUUAACUAUGACGGCAUGUAGAAAUCAAGUGUUCUUCUGCACGGCCUCCCCAGCCAUCCCGUGGUCAAACAAUAUGGAGGGGGGUCAAUUUAGGCCCUGUUGAGAUUUUUAUUCACAGUCUCAACGGAACUACUAUUCCUUCAACUCAUCGGAUUGGUUAUGAUGUGAAAUAUAAAAGGCCCCUUUUUAAAACCAGCACCUUCCUCGCAGCCCAGUUUUCCCAUUAUGUUACAGACAGCUUUACCCACUAGCCAGAUAGGAACAAGGUGGAAGUUUUUUAUUUUUAUUUUUUUCUUUGGGAUGGGGUGUCGUAACCUUAAGGGAUCGGUACAAAGAAAUGAUUUGCCUUGGUGUGUGUGCAUUUAGAGAUUGUGAAAUUUAUUUAUUGUUCUGUGUCAGAACAUCACUGAGAGUCCUUUAAGCUUUUAAAAAGUAAAAGUUGACUUACCUGGAUAAAAAUUAGUCACUGUGUGGUGGGAAACGAGCGACUGUUAGAACUGUUUCAGCUUUUUGUGUGAUUAAAACCAUUGGAGAAGCGAGCAUCUGUAGUUGGUACUACACUGGUGCUCGAUUUAGUUUGAUCAAGUCUUAUUCAGUAGCAGACAUUGUCGACUGCAACAGACAGACUCUUGCUGCAAGAGAUUUUUUUUGGCCGUAGCUUUUAGGUUAGUCACAACGCAUUGUGCUCCCCAAUAUUUAGUAGGAUGCACAAAAAAGUACUUCAAACUAAAUGACAGAUUUCAUCAAAAUGUCUAAAGUCAAAAUAAAGGGGAUUAAUUAAUGGUGCACGAAUUUUUGGCCAAAACAAAAGAGCAAAUGAGGAAUACAAAGCUGAACAUCAAAACUGUAUUCCAAGUUAGUUUUCUCUCGUUUGACAAAUUGUGAGCUCUACGGUUCCUUUCGAGUUGAUGAUCACCUAAAAUGAAGGCAAUUUGUUGUACAGUCUUUAUGGCCAAAUUGUCCUAUUUAAAUUUUCUGUAGAAGAAAGACACAUUAACUAGCAUCCCCCUACAGUAGAAUCCUUGUGUUAUGUUCUUUCGAUCCAAACAAACAGUUUGUUCCAAAUGAAAAAGGGAAAAAAUUGUGGACGGUGAUAGUUCCCACUGGCUGGCGUCGUCCAGAUACUGUAUGUUGCGUCCCGGCUCGAAAGGACGAAGAAAAUGUUAGAUUUGAAGCUAGGUUUAUGUACACCUAGCUUGGCUAAAAAGAAUAGCUUUUGUGGAGGUUGGUACCUGCUCCCCUUGCUGCUGUUAUAGCAACCUUCUUUAUUCAGGGACAAACAAUAGGAUGGGAGUGGUCAGGAAAGUAACAUAGAACAUAGAAUAGAAUACAUAGACUACAGUGGGAAGUAUUUUCACAAAAAAAAAAUAAUAAUAACAAUUUUGCGGACAGCUGUAUUAGUACUAAGUAGGAAGAUACAAUACUUUUAAAAAAGCAUUACUUGGAUUUUUUUUCCCACAAAUGUUUUAGUCAAACCCCAAGUACAGUUUUCCACUUGAAGGGACUUUCCCAUGCUUUUCAGUGCUUAGACUCCUUUCAGGGGUCCUUCUAAAGCCAUCUUUAAUGGAUUUUAUUUGGUAAAACUGUUUUAUUCUAAGGAUCCCUAGUAGCAGUAUGUACAUGUUUAUGGAUUGUGGUUUCUUUGUACAAUUUUCUGAAAAGGCAGACAUAGACAUAUGGUUGAGUACUGGUUAGUUUGACUUUACAAUUGCUAUCUUAAAGCAACUGAGCACAAGAAAUGUGAUUUUCCUUUGUGUUGCUGACUCUUAAUCAAAAUACAGUAAGGACUGUUGAAGUAACUGAGGAGCAGAAAAGGCCUUAAAUGGUUUUGGCAAUCACCAGGGCGCAUCAUGCCCUUGGCUUUUUUUUUUUUUGUUGUGAGCUGUGAUUGUAGUUGAAGCUGAAGUCUUGGCACUUCACCUGCACUUUGCUCUGAGAAUGUAAGAGUUGGCUAUAGGUACUGUUACGAGUGCGUGUGGAGUCUAGCCUGAGCAGGUACUCGACUGUGGUGGCCGUCGCUCAGGUAGUCUUGUGGGAGAAAUAGUGUGGGUAAAGCUGUCUGAGACAUGACUGUUUUUGGUGAUUUAUUGUGAAGCCCACAAUAACCCUAUUCUUAAGACAUGUCAUUGGGGGGAACUAAGUAUGGCAACCCUAAGGACAUUUAAGCUUGUGCUUUGUUCGUUUUUUUGUGUGUGUUUUGCGUGUUGUUUUGUCCCAAAGUGUUUUAGCGGCUGUUGGCCUGCUGAAAGGAAAUCUUGGCGAUCGAAAUCUCAAGUGUGACCCAACAGAGGAAAAACUGUGAAUCUGCUGCAGACUGCCUGUCAAGCCUUUGCUCCUCCUCACACUUGUAUAUUUGUUGCCAUUUAGUUUUUCUCUGUCCAUUUUUUUUCUUCUAUUCUAAAGUUCAGCUCGGCCUUUUGUGAAGCUACCUUUGCGUUGUAGACAUCUUGUCACGUGUUUUUUUUUUUUUUUUUUUUUUUUCCUUGGGGCAGGGGGUGGUAUUUUGCAGUUUAGUUGUAAAUGUAAUGGACAACCAUGUAAUUAUUAUGUAUGUUUAUCUUUUUAUAUAUUCUUUGUUGUUUUCCUUAAGACUUGUUGGCGUUAGAGCGUAAUGCAGAGCCCUUAAAAAGAACAAACAUCUCCCGAGCCAAAGUGAUCAGUGAUGCAAAGCCGGAGGUAUUAUUAGAGAGGCGUUAUGUUUCAUCGGAUGAGAAGCCUCACUCUUAAUGUAAUCUUGUAAGUUGACAAGGUGACAAAUCAUUCACAUCAAAUGCACUUUAACGUCAAUUCGUCAGUCUUUGAAUGCCUCUUUAAGUAGUUUUCGUUUUUAUGUUUAGAUUUAAAAUUAAGGCCAAACAAUCAAUUUAUUGACUUGAUGCACCUUAAAAAGUUUUGAUUGUGAUUGACGAGGUGUUUUGUCGACACUCUUGACAAUGCUGAACAGAUAGCUUGAUAAUUAUUGCCCAAAAGAUUUGUCACGUUAUUAAAACUGGACUUUGUGAUAGGAUGUUGGUUAUGUGAGAUCAUAUGUGAUCAUGUCUUAGUUUUCCAAAUACAGUCAAUGUGAGCCAAAGUGUUGAUUACAAAACAAAAUGCUGGCAAUGGUCAGUGUUUGCACAUAUAAAAAAAAAAAAAAAAAGUUAAUUGACUGCUGAGUUGAUUUGGACGGUUUAUUUACUAACAAAACAGCAGCAGUAAAACAGUCUUUCAGCUUAUUCUGUGUGUCGCAAACAUGUUCCAUCCCCAAAAUUAUGUUGCAUUUGUGAGACCACGGAAACAGAAUUGCUUUGUUCUGUGCCCACUAUGACUGAGAAAUGUGAACAAUUCCACCAAAACAAGACACUUGUUGAAAUUUGAAGAUUUGCCUUUAUUGUGCUUUUCAUGAGCUUUCCUAAGAUAUUUGAUGAUCGCAUUGGCGAAGUAACGUUGGGGAUUUUUUUCCCCCUCAAUGCUUAAGGUAGAUUUACUCAGAAAGGCACCCUCAAAUACAGUUUAAGAAUGCAACCUUUAACUCAUUCACUCUCAGCCGUUUUUCACAGGACAUCACCUUCUUAAAAGCAUCACAGAAUAUUGUUAUAUGCUGACGUGAACACUGAACUUACAAAAAGAAUCAUUCAUCAUUAAAAAAAAAGGUUUCUGUGCUUUCGUUCUUUAGUUACGAGAAGUUGAACAUCACGAACAACAUUGUUCAUACGCCUAUGGUAGUGAAUGAGUUAAAUGACAUUUUCUGAGGUGAGAUGUUAUAUGUAAAUAGUAAACAAAAAAUAUGACGGCAUCACAUCUUAGUUUGACACUGAGAAGAGUCUGUUUUCAGUGAGAUGGCUCAAAUUUCAGCUUUUGUUCAUCCUUGUACUAAUAUCCGUACAAAAUGCAUUUGUACAAAUCGUCUGCAUAAUUGGCCAGGGUAUAAUUUUAAUGUUUUGAGAACAACACAACUGAACAAACAAAUGCAGUUUCCUCAAUGCAUGACUGUAACAGUACGGUAUUGGCCCGGAUAUAAGACUGCCCUGAUUAUAAGACGACCCCCUCUUUUUCAAGACUCAAGUUUGGAAAAAAGAAUUUGAACACCAAAUUAAUUUUUAUACAGAAAAUAAUUACAUUACAUCUGAAACAAAUGAUUAUAUCAAUAUAUUUGAGAGAUAAAGCAUGUGUUUGCCUCAUUCAAAUCUUAAUAUCUGAACAUUUAAAUAUGUAAACUAAAGUUCAGUCACAUUCGUAAAUGAAUGGCUUCUGGUUUUUGAAAUGUAAAUAAACCAAUCCAUUGUGAUAAAACAACAAAAUUGCAAUAACAGCAUUAACCAUCAAAGUGAAGUCUAACUGUAACUGUAGUCUUGAAACAUAUCUGAAUAAGGAAAAUCAUUGCAAUAAAAUAAUGCAAACUGGUUAAUCUAGUAGCUGAGAUCUGUCAUGACAGAACAUCGCUUCAAUGAUAUCUGGCGUCAUCUAGCGUCAUGAAUGGGUAUAAUGUCUUGACCGCCAAUAUAAAACAACACCCUCUUUUUCAAUCUUAUUUCAGUGGAAAAAAAAAAAAAACGUGUAAAAAACACCGUCUUAUAUUCGGGCCAAUUCGGUAUAUACAACCCGAGUCUGACAAUUAUCCUAUUGGGCAAGUAAAGUAAAGGCCCUACCCCUAUUUGAUGCUUCUUUUUAAGGAACUACGCUUUUUGAAUGAAAAGAUGUGCAGAAGCAACUUUGCGUGAAUUUCCAUAGUGCCGUCACGUACCAUUUCUUUCUUUCUUGUUUGAUGCCAAAAGCAGUCUGUGUAAAAACAAUUCUUUAUGAGCUUUCACCUUUUCAGAGGAUGGUGUCCUUCCUAGCUUUUUGAUUUGUAUACUGAGAUGUUUAGUAUUUGAAACCAGAUUCAGCUUUAACUGGACUCUCAAUCAAGCACUGCUGGAUAGGCGAGGAAGUUUAACCUCAGCAGCUCUCUGUUUCCUUUUCUGUGCCACUUCCAGUUGCUACACAAAAUCGUACUGGUGUUUCAAAAAAAUCUGCAAAGAUAUAGACAAUUCUAAGGUCUUGGCUGCACGCCUCUUAGCGUUUUGGCCGCUUGGUGUACAUAGGAUGGUAAUGUUUGGGCCUCACAGACAAUGCUGGGAGGAAAGCAUUGUUUGCUCUCUAUUUUUGAUUACGGUAACAGUAACUUUGUAUACGAUCCACAAACCGGUUCUACUUCAUCCAGUUUUUCACCGCCCUACCUCAUUGUUACUCCGGUGUUUGUUCGUCAGUGACUCUUUAAAGUCUGCGUGUAUAGUCAAAAGAAAAUCUAUAGUAAAACGCUUUACCUGGUUACUCAACAUGUACAGAGUAUAUAAAUAUCAAUGUAUAUAUCUUCUAAAACACCUCGAUUCACGUUCUCAUUCUUGGAAAAAGGAUGCGUUUCUUGAGCUGCUUCGUUGAGGAUGCUGCUGUGCGUCGAGGGGCCGAAGCCGGCCAUCUUGUAAUCUGCUCUUGGCUACGUAGUGCAGUCGCUCCCGUGCUCGUGUUUUGUGUCUGUGUUGCGUCUGGAGAUUUUUACUGGUUGACGGUGCUACCAGCAAACCGUUCUAUACGGACCUCAAAUGGUGCUGUUUUUCUAUGUUUUUAACCCUUACGGAGGAUGGGUUUGCGUGAUGUCUUCAGGCGUGCGACCACACCGCUAGUCCCUCAACUCUUUGGUGAAAAGCAAUCCAAGCCAAAACGCUUUGCAAAAUGUUCAAUCUUUGCUGUUACUGUGUCGCGUGCGUGCUAUCCGCCCAAAUACUGUUUUCUGCUUAGUUGUGAGUCUCACAAGUACCUCAGAACCUGUUGAUUUUAAAAGUGUGUGUCUGCUUUCAAGGCAAAUUUGCUGCCUAUGUUUUAAGCGUGUUUGUAAUGUUUGGGGAGUUCUGGACCUUUUGUAUGUAUUGGUAUCAUCACCGAAUUUCAAUUUUAAAGAGAAUUGAUUGCAAUGACCGGUUGGUGCCUUGAGGUACGAGUUAUGAACGUUGUCACAAAACUAUUAUAAGUCAAAAUCAGUAAGUUUCACCCAAAAAAAAAGGAUCUGUAAUUUAUUUUUUAAUGAUAUGGAAUUUUACUUAAUUUAAAAGAAAAAUCUAAGGUGUAAUUGAAUCAAAUGAAGAAAGAAAUGUUUAUAUGUUCGCUUCAAUUUGAUGGGUAUGGAGCUGCUCCCUCUGAUUUCCACAUCUUGGCCACCUGGGGGCAGUAAUAAAGACAAGGUUAUACAGUUGCAGUAAUAUCAGUUGUUCUUUGCAGACCAUAAAUAAGACUAAUAUCACUAUUGCUGUACUGUUCUUUUUUUGUUGAGUUUGACAGUAAACUUCGACUGGGAGUGGGAAUAAUGGUGCCAAGCCUGUCUUUGAAGACUUUCUUUUACACCAUUUGUUGUGAAGUCAGUUGAACUCACACAAAUGACAGCCCAUAUCUAGAAAUUAUUCACGUUAGCGCACUCAUAUCUCAAUGCACCACUGCUUGAAAAAAAAAUAAGAGCAAAAAAUGUUUGAUCAAUGUGGCUGUUUGUGGCUUUUUUGUGUUUCCUGUGCACUUUUCCCUGGUUGCUGUGUUUAAAAUGUUUCACCAAUUUCAUUCAACAUUUCAUUCAACAUCUUUUCUUUUAAUCAUGCAAUUGUCAGUAUCAAUGUAGCAGUUAGUACAAUGCUGUCAAACUGUGAACUGAAACUAUUAUUUCUGGAACUGGUUUAGGUUAAGAAUUGGUUUAGUCAAGAAAAUUGGCAAUUCAGUUUUAUUUUGGGAGAUUUUCAGAUUUUAAGGGUUUUUUUUUUUUUUUUUUUUUUACUUGCAUGUGUUUUAACUAGGGAUGGGAUUUUGGAGUACAGUUUUUUCAGCGGCUGUGGCUCGAAUUAACCAGAAACUUAGCGAUCGCCCAUCCUUGGUUAAAAAAAUAAUAAUAAUGUGUUCACUGUUCAGUCAUUUUCUUUGCAGCACUUAAGCCAUCCACGGGACUGUUUGGUACAAUCAUAACUAUUUUAUGAUUGUUUCUGUACAAUCUUGACGUCACGUCCGAAAGAGACGCUAUCGUCAUGGUGACUCCCGACUUUUACCGCCAUAUUCAUUGUCAGUAAUGAAUUGAACUGUGCUGUAAAAGCCUCUUUGGGUUGAAAUACAUUGCCAUGUUCUUCAGGCAAGACAGGGUAAUUAAUGUACGGUGUUCCAGUCUGUCGAUAUGAUCAUGUGAAAGACAUUCAUGAGUUCAUUUACCAAUCCCUCAGCCUGCUUUAGCCUUCCAGAGGCAACAUUCUAUAUAGGCAAUAGUGUGUAUAUACAGUAUGUCCUCGCUCAACCGGCCACACCUCUGCUAUGCUGGCAAGAUGCUUAGCAUCCUCUUUAUUGUGUCUCUUGCUGCAUUCAGGAACAUGUGUUUAAUGUAGAGAUAAUAAAGCAAAAUAAAUCCAGACUUUUAUUCUAUCAGCA